Molecule: messenger RNA, 758 nt
Organism: Mesorhabditis spiculigera
Lineage: Eukaryota; Metazoa; Nematoda; Chromadorea; Rhabditida; Rhabditidae
Source: the annotation of a GenBank genome assembly
AUGCGACAGGGCCCAUCUCGCCUCUGCACGCUUGAAGUGAGCAUCCCGCCUCCCGAGAUCCUCUUUGGUUCUCAUGUAUUCAGAUACUCACUAGUCACCUCAAUUCGCUUCCUCGUCUGCUCACAUUCCGAGUCUUUCCGGCUCGACUCGGCGCAGACGUUCCUCGACACUGCAUUCCAGGACGUACUCUACGCCGUCGACGGCGACUCCGCCGGGCGCCAAUGGACGGCCAAGCAGAUGGUGUUGCGCAACGGAACGCUCCGACUGUUGAGCACCGUAACUUUUGAUCACUUUUCGCAAGACCGAAAAGAAUCAAGAGAGCCCGCCUCCUCGUUCGUAAUCGGCAGCGAUUCGUCUCGUCACUCGCUCGUCACGGUGAAUCGACAAUCCAGAAGUUAUACGACAGCUUGUCUCUUCGAUUUGCUCUUCCGCCCAGAAUCCGUAAAAGCUGACAGUGGCCAGCUGGAGAACCCAUUCGGCGGGGCGGCCGAGCUGAAUUCGGUGGCUUCCGACGGCCCGUUGGUGCUGAUCGGCGAGGAAAAGCGGGCUGGUCCCUUCGCCACGUCCACCUUCCUGUAUGCCGUCAACAGUAGCGUGCGGAAUGCGCGGAUGAGCUGCAUCGCCCAGCUGGAUUUUGCCGCCAAGAUUGGCGUCGUUCGGAUAUCGACCAUCAAAAAGUUGACAGAGGAGCCGCUGCCAAAAUUCUCGCCACAACGGAAAAAGGAGCACCACCCGAAGGUCAACGACGAUCUCGACGA